AACUAUUUUUUGAACGGAACUGUCCACUACAAGCAAGUGACGAUCGUUAUCCGUAGCACAUUUAUCGGACGUCUGAAACUGUUGUUGGGCCUUAAUGAACUGUUAUUUGUGAAUGAAACCAAUUUUAGAAAGCUUGAUAGCGGUGGUGACUUUCCGGUCAGUAGGCGCAUCGAGAAUUGCUAUUAUCAGGGCACUGUGAAUGGUGAAGAAUCCUCAUUUGUCGCUUUAUCAACGUGUAAUGGAUUGCGUGGUAUAAUUGCUUUUGAUAAUGGCUCAGCCUAUGGUAUCUGGCCAUUAGACGGAGGUGAUAAAGGCCGACGUCAUCCACAUGUAUUGUAUCGUACAAAGUGGUCUCAGUCUGCAGCAUGCGGAAGUCAGAUUGCCGAAAGCGCUAAUCGUUUUCACAGGAUGAAGAAACACGACGUGCAUGAAGAAGAGGGGACCGCAUUCAUGCUGGAAGCCAUCAAUAUAGCUGAUUAUAUGUUUUCGCGUGAUUUGAAUAUACGUUUAGCGGUGGUUUAUCUGGAAGAGUGGCUGGAUGAAUCACGCAUCGAUUAUCACGAUGACAUUGAACGUACGUUGAGCAGUGCUGUGGAGUAUGUCACUGGUCAUAUUUACCACAUCGUGAAAGAUUUGUCGUUGUUAUUCACUUCAACGAAGUUUGUCAGCGACGAAGUUAUGGCCAGUACUGUCGGCAGUAUUUGUUCAUCGCGAGCCACAAGUCUUGUCAAAGCAGUGGACACGUAUACGGUACAUGACACGGGUCAGCUUAUUGCUCAUAGUUUGGCGCAUGUGCUCGGACUGGACCACGAUUCACUGGAUUGUACAUGCGAAUAUUCCAAAAGCUGUAUUAUGCAUAAGCAAGCCGGUUCGCUUGGUUCGCCUUUCUUAUGGCAGUUCUCGAAGUGCAGUAUUGCUCGGCUGCACAGCGUCCUGCAGUCCGGCCAUCUUCAGUGCCUACUGAACAAGCCACUUCAGGCAAGUGCACUCUUCCUGAAUUCUUUGUGUUCUGAUUCGGCAUCAACACUGCAGCAGUGUGGUAACGGUAUCGUUGAUGGUGAAGAGGAGUGUGAUUGCGGGCCACGUGAGCAGUGCCUCGAUCCAUGCUGCGAUCCGCUGACGUGUCAUACUGAAUUAUUUAUUCGAAAGGCUGACCAAAAUACAGAAAGAGGAAUGUUGCAGUUGCGGCCAGCUGGGCAUAUGUGCCGGGAGUCGAGGUCGGUUUGUGAUGUGGCAGAAAUGUGUAGCGGCGAUGACGGCGACUGCCCACCGGAUGGAUACCUCAUUGAUGGCACAGUUUGUGGCAUUAGUGGACAAUGCUGGAAAGGCAACUGUUCGGAUAUCGAGCAGCAGUGUCGGGAUCUUUGGGGUCCAGGUCAGUGUAUCGCUUAA
Gongylonema pulchrum is the source of this 1392-nucleotide messenger RNA. NCBI's taxonomy places the organism in Eukaryota, Metazoa, Nematoda, Chromadorea, Rhabditida, Gongylonematidae. The record is from the annotation of a GenBank genome assembly.